UUUUUCUAGAUUCCCAGGGCUGCUAGAUUCAUCCCUGAUGGCAUCAGGCACCGCCAGCCGUUCAGAGGAUGAAGAGUCCCUGGCGGGGCAGAAGCGAGCCUCCUCCCAGGCCCUGGGCACUAUCCCUAAACGGAGAAGCUCUUCCAGGUUCAUCAAAAGGAAAAAAUUUGAUGAUGAGCUGGUAGAGAGUAGCCUGGCCAAAUCCUCUACCCGGGUGAAGGGAGCCAGUGGAGUGGAAUCAGGCCGCUGUUCGGGGAGCGAACCCUCCUCUAGUGAGAAGAAGAAGGUGUCCAAGGCCCCCAGCACUCCUGUGACGCCCAGCCCUGCCCCAGCCCCUGGACUCGCCAAGCGUGUGAAGAAAAGCAAACAGCCGCUUCAGGUGACGAAGGACCUGGGCCGGUGGAAGCCCGCAGAUGACCUCCUACUCAUCAAUGCCGUGCUGCAGACCAAUGACCUGACGUCCGUCCACCUGGGUGUGAAGUUCAGCUGCCGCUUCACCCUCCGCGAAGUUCAAGAGCGUUGGUACGCCCUGCUCUACGACCCUGUCAUCUCCAAGCUGGCUUGCCAGGCCAUGAGCAACUGCACCCAAGAAGCCAUUGCAGCCAUUCAGAGCAAGGCCCUGUUCAGCAAGGCUGAGGAGCAGCUGCUGAGCAAAGUAGGAUCGACCAGCCAGCCCACCUUGGAGACCUUCCAGGACUUGUUGCACAGACACCAUGCCUUCUACCUGGCGCGUACGGCCAAGUCUCUGCAGGCCCACUGGCAGCUCAUGAAGCAGUAUUACCUACUCGAGGAUCAGACAGGUAACACCCCGGGAGCUGCAGCCGCCUUGUUCGUGGACAGGGAGUCUGUGUUGUCGGGGGGCUUAGGCCGAGGACUCCCCAGGGACCAAGUGCUAAACUUCUCUGACGCAGAGGACCUGAUUGACGACAGUAAGCUCAAGGACAUGCGAGAUGAAGUCCUGGAGCAUGAGCUGACGUGGCUGACCGGCGCAGAAACGGAGAUCCGGCAGCUGGAGCAGGAAGCUCAGGCUUGGUCUUUUCUGCUUUGCUGACCCUGCUCUCCUCUCAGCAUGAGCUCUCCAGACUUCGACAGCCAGACUCUGGCAGUUGCGGGCCGCAUGGUGCGCUACCUGAUGCGCUCUCGUGAGAUCACGCUGGGCAGAGCAACCAAGGACAACCAGAUCGACGUGGACCUGUCUCUAGAAGCAGCCUGGAAGAUCUCCGAAAGCAAGGUGUCAUCAAGCUGAAAAAACAAUGGUGACUUCUUCAUUGCCAAUGAGGGCCGGCGGCCCAUCUAUAUUGAUGGCCGGCCUGUGCUGUGUGGCUCCAAGUGGCGGCUUAGCAACAACUCUGUGGUGGAGAUCGCCAGCCUGCGAUUCGUCUUCCUCAUCAACCAGACCUCAUCGGCCGUCAUCCGGGCUGAGGCUGCCAAAAUCACACCACAGUGA
Messenger RNA from Peromyscus leucopus (white-footed mouse), 1447 nucleotides. RefSeq names its product microspherule protein 1 (gene Mcrs1). Gene Ontology annotation, molecular function: protein binding; G-quadruplex RNA binding. The record is from RefSeq and is a predicted model, not a curated record. Gene Ontology annotation, biological process: positive regulation of transcription by RNA polymerase II. NCBI's taxonomy places the organism in Eukaryota, Metazoa, Chordata, Mammalia, Rodentia, Cricetidae. Gene Ontology annotation, cellular component: MLL1 complex; NSL complex; Ino80 complex.